Messenger RNA from Paramecium tetraurelia, 1632 nucleotides. RefSeq lists its product as uncharacterized. The record is from RefSeq and is a predicted model, not a curated record. The transcript is spliced from 5 exons. Gene Ontology annotation, cellular component: cytoplasm; nucleus. Lineage: Eukaryota; Ciliophora; Oligohymenophorea; Peniculida; Parameciidae. Gene Ontology annotation, biological process: protein autophosphorylation; intracellular signal transduction; peptidyl-serine phosphorylation. Gene Ontology annotation, molecular function: calcium/calmodulin-dependent protein kinase activity; calcium-dependent protein serine/threonine kinase activity; calmodulin binding.
AUGGAAUAAGCUUCUAAUUAUUUUUUUAAUUCUCCUUAAAAAUAACAAAAAGCCUUUUGGGAUAGAAAUUUUGAUUUAUUACUUAGUAGGCAUGAAAAUUUCUAAACCUCAAGUGAUAACUGCACUACUUUAUAUAAAAGGGGAAAGUUAUUAAAAAAAUGGAUACCAAGACUAUAUUCUGUAUCAGGAGAUUAUUUAUUGUAUGGAGAUGAGGUAAAAUAUGUUAUAAUUCAGAAAAUGAAAGGGUUCAGGAAAUUAGAUUGCGUUUAUUUGCAUUGCAACAUACUAGAAACUACAUAUAGAUAUCAUUUACAACUGAUAUAUUGUGGAUUUAUUCUUGACCUCUAUACUGAUAAAAAGACAGAUUAUGAUAAUCUUAAAGAAAUACUCUAAUAGCAUUGUAUUCUAACUGAUUUUCAUACUUAAUAUAGUAUAUUAAAACAAAUUGGCUUUGGCUCAAAUGCAAAAGUUUAUAUAGCCAGAAGUAAUUACAAUAAGCAAUACUAUGCUAUCAAGAGAGUUUAGAAGAAUUAUUCAAUUAAAUAGAAGAAAUAAGAAUAAGAGCAAGCACUAAAAAAUGAAAUUUAGAUAAUGAAAGAUUUGAAUCACCCCAAUAUAAUAUCUUUUCACUAAGUUUUCGAGACCAACAAACAUAUAAAUCUUGUUUUGGAAUUAAUUUAAGGAGGGGAAUUACUAAAAUAAGGAUAAUGCAAAAGUAUUAGAGAUGCCAGAAUUAUUGCUCGCCAAUUGGCUUUAUGUGUAGAUUAUAUGCACUAAAAAGGAAUUAUGCAUAGAGAUUUGAAGCCUCAUAAUAUAUUAUGUAAAACUAAUACUGCUGAUGUUUUAAUUGCUGAUUUUGGUUUAGCAACCUAUAUAAAGGAUUAAAAAUAAUUAUAUUACAGAUGUGGAACUACUGGAUAUGUUGCUCCAGAAAUAUUGAUGUAUAAAGAAGGCGCUAAGAUGUACAACGAAAAAUGUGAUAUAUUCAGUCUCGGAGUCAUAUAUUAUUAACUAAUUUAUAAUACACAUCCUUUUAAAGACCCUUAGAAAUCUGGAAUCUUAAAGAAGAACUUAGUAGUUGAUUAUAAAUUCGAUGAUUCAAUUAAAGUACCAUAAAGCUGCAAAGAUUUAAUAUCUUAAAUGUUAAGAUUAAAUCCAAAAUUAAGACCAUCUGCUUCUCAAAUUUUAAGGCAUGAUUUCUUUAAUGAAUAUUUGAAUGAACUUUCAUACCCAAGUUUGAUCAGUUCAUACUAAGAUUUAAGCGAAUAAAAAAAAUCUGGCCACUCUUUUAAUUCGUAAAUUUGUGAAUUGAAGUUCUCAACAUUUUAGAAAAAUGGCCUAAAUGUUUUUGAAAAAAUCCCCUUCUCAGGAAUUAACGAUAUUCAUAAUAAUCAGGGGAAUGAAUUGAAAGAGAGGUCACCUAUUUGGAAUAAGAGGAUUGAAUUAUAAAGACCAUCCAGCCAACCAAGAUCAAAAGCCUAAUCCCUCUAUUCUUGUAAGAACUUAGAGAUCAGAGGAAAUAAAGUUUCGAUAUUUCGUUAAUAAUCAAAGAAUUCAGAAAGUGAUUUAGAUUAAUCUCACUAACAACCUUACAAUACCAUAAUCAAUAGAUGUAAAAUAAGAAAUAAAUGA